This is a messenger RNA of Ahaetulla prasina, 2902 nucleotides long. RefSeq names its product SECIS binding protein 2 (gene SECISBP2). Gene Ontology annotation, molecular function: ribonucleoprotein complex binding; mRNA 3'-UTR binding; selenocysteine insertion sequence binding. The coding region runs from base 126 to 2888 and encodes 920 amino acids. Gene Ontology annotation, biological process: selenocysteine incorporation. Gene Ontology annotation, cellular component: ribonucleoprotein complex. The record is from RefSeq and is a predicted model, not a curated record. The transcript has 18 exons. Lineage: Eukaryota; Metazoa; Chordata; Lepidosauria; Squamata; Colubridae.
GGCUCCGGUGUCGCUUCCAUGACGGCUUUUGUGCGCGCUAGCUAGGUUUGUGGUGGAGGGUAGGGUAGAAGUCGCCGUUAGAGAGGCAUUGACCUUUGCUUGCCCCUUUCUUUUUUCCCCCCGCCAUGACUUCAGAACGGGGAGCGGGCAAUGAGCAGGGCAUCAAGUUAUCAGCAGAGGUCGAACCAUUUGUCCCCAAAUUUGCAGCAGUAACAGUGGCAUGGCCAGAACCCUCAGAAGCAUGUGUCUUUCCUGGAUAUUAUACAACAUGCUACCCAUAUGUUCAGGAGCCAUCUGUGAAUAAACAACAGCUAUAUAUUGAAGAAGUACCAUGGGAUACCUCGACCUGUCUUUCUCAGCGUGCAUCUCAAAAUCUUACAGGAUGUACUUCUCUUGAGGAGUGCACCAAUUCUCCAUAUUCUCUUACUGCCACACCAAGAACACAUGCAGUUUCCAGCUUCCAGAGUCAGAACAUUUCUAGUAAACAGGGUAGAGAGUACAUACAACACACUUCUUUGAUCAGAAAAGAAUGCGCUACUUUAUCCAGGAGACAACUGAAAAAUAAUGAAACUAGACUGGAGGAUAAAAGGCCUAAUGGAAGUGAUUUUACCUGCAGAUCAACAGAAAAUUCACCUUAUAUUGCUCUGCAGAGCAGGAAUCCUAUUAAAUGUGAUAUACUGACUCACAUGAUUGGAAAAAAAGAGGCCAGGAUACACAAUAGGCCUAUUAAAGUUAUGAAUGGGAAGUUCAAGCAAAUUCCAAACGCUGAGCAUCUACCAGAACCUGCCUUUGAAAUGACCUUGUCAGAUUUCCCAAAACUCCAAGACCUAGAAAGUAACAAUCUCCUGGAUCUUCAAAAGCAUGCAUGGGGGCCAGUGGGCUCAGCAGAAGGAGAUAAGCUGCCUCUGACACCUCCAGGAAAACUUGCAAUUUCAAACAUAACCAAAGAGGGUGAAGUAUAUCGGAAAAAGCAUUUACCAACAAGACCCUUAAGUUCUUCAUCAGAUCCCGGAGUUCCUCAGGCACAUCGAGACCUUUUCACUGAAAUACCCUUAUCUUGGGCCACUGUGCUUUCUCAAACUCCCAAAAAAGUUGUUCCAGUUCCAGCUUCAAUUCUGGCAAGCAAUCAUUCUGGAAGUAAAAAAAUAGAUAAUACGCCUGAGGAUUACAAGCAAUCAGAAAGAAGAGAAAAUGCAGGUAAUCUUGAAGAAACAGCAAAUAAAAAGAAGAAAAAGAAGAAAAAAAAGAAAACCAGAUCAUGCAGUGAAAUAGAAAAACUUCAUAUCCAGAGGAUUUUAAUUCAAGAACCUCCAAGAAUUCAGGAUGUUGAAGAAUUCCCAGAUUUAGCAGCUGCUUUUGACAGAAAACAUAAACAGGCUACUGAAAAUAUUCCUUGUUUAACACCUAUUAUGGAGAAGACUAAAGUAAUCACAAAGCUGACAUUUGAGUCUCAUGACCGUUCUCCUCCAAAGGAAUUAUUAAUACCUAAGCCAGAUGUAUUAUCAACAAGAAAAAUAGGCAAACAGGAUUCACCAGCUAUAAUAGAAAAAAAGAAAAUGCAGGGUACUCUGCCAUCUAAGAAAAACAGAAAAAAGAGUCAGAUUCCCGUACAGCUUGAUUUAGGGGGUAUGCUGGCAGUUUUGGAAGAAAAACAGCAUGCAGAAAAAUUAAAUCAAUCAUUUAAACCUCUGGUGCUUUCAGUUGGUGGUGGAGUAAUAUUGCCCACAAAGGAAUCUCCCAGAGUGACAAAAACUUCACCGUCAAUUCAGAAAAAUACUCCACACAAUCCCUUGGACUCUAGUUCUCCAUUGGUCAAGAAGGGGAAACAGAGAGAAGUCCCAAAGCCAAAAAAGCCAACAUCACUAAAAAAGAUUAUUUUGAAGGAGAGAGAACAGCGAAAACAGCAACACAUUUUAGAACAGAUGGCUACACCAAAGAAAGCUGAUACUGUUGAGCAGAAUGCAGAAUCUGUUCCCGAUGAUGAGCAAUUUUGUAAAGCCCCUGGAGAAGGUACAGGGUCCAUCGGCAACCAGUCAAGUCCAGAUGUUGUAAAAGAAGUUGCAGAGGACCCAGUACUUCUGACGCAGAGUAGUUCAGAAGCGGAUUUGAAAUGUACAGAAUCUAGUUGCUCCAUGCAAAACUCCAUUGCUCCAUCACAGCUGAAACCCAGCUUUCCCAAAAUCCAUAGCCGAAGAUUUAGGGACUACUGUACCCAGGUGCUUAGUAAAGAGGUUGACAGCUGCGUUACAGAUCUCCUAAAAGAGUUGGUUCGUUUCCAAGAUCGCUUGUAUCAGAAAGACCCUGUGAAGGCUAAGACGAAACGCAGAAUCGUUCUGGGACUCAGAGAAGUGUUGAAGCACCUGAAGCUGAAGAAGCUGAAAUGUGUAAUCAUUUCUCCAAAUUGUGAAAAAAUUCAGUCAAAAGGUGGAUUGGAUGAGACUCUGCAUCUCAUAAUUGACACUGCAUGUGAACAGAAUAUUCCAUUUGUUUUUGCUCUCAGUCGCAAAGAUCUAGGGCACUGUGUGAACAAAUUAGUGCCUGUUAGUGUGGUGGGAAUAUUCAGCUACGAUGGUGCUCAGGACUACUUUCACAAAAUGGUGGAAUUGACAAUGGAAGCAAGGCUGGCAUACAAGGAGAUGAUUUCAACUUUAGAGAAGGAGUCAAGUGAAGAAGUAAAACAAAGUGACUGUGCACUCCAAACCCAUCAGAAAGAGAAUUGUGCACUAGAUAAUGGUGUAGUGCCCCUUCAAGAAUCUGAAGAGGAUUCCCCAAAUUACAUUAAGAUCUGGAAGCAAAAGCUUGAAGAGGAGUAUAAUCCCUACAUCCUGGAGCUGGAAAAACUGUCAACCACUGACAUGUUGCCCUUGGGUGCUGAGGAGCCUCAGUAAAUCAAGACUACCUU